Molecule: messenger RNA, 798 nt
Organism: Melanotaenia boesemani (Boeseman's rainbowfish)
Lineage: Eukaryota; Metazoa; Chordata; Actinopteri; Atheriniformes; Melanotaeniidae
Gene: tnni1c
Product: troponin I, skeletal, slow c
Exons: 7
Coding region: 197-682 (161 amino acids)
Biological process (GO): muscle contraction
Cellular component (GO): troponin complex
Source: RefSeq, a predicted model, not a curated record
UAUUUACUGCUAAUCUCUGGACUGUUUUUUAUUUUAUUUGAAAUCAAAAACAGUUUAACUGUUCUUUUCCCAGAGGACCAGCAUGUCUGAUAAGUAAUAUCCAACACCCACUCCCCCAAAGGCAGAAGGAAAGCCAAAAUGCAAGAUCUCUGCAUCACGCAAGCUUUCAUUAAAGAUCCUUCUGCUGGCUCGUGCAAUGGAGGACUUGGAGGCAGAGAAGGCUGCAUCCGAGGAGGAGAAAGUUCGUUACCUGGGAGAGAAGAUUCCACCUCUGCAGCUAAGUGGUUUAAAAAUGGAAGAACUGCAGAAAGUCUGUAAGCAGAUGAAUGAAAAGAUUGAAGCUGUAGAUGAGGAGAGGUACGACUGUGAAGCCAAAGUGAUAAAGAACAACAGAGACAUCAAUGAGCUGAAACUAAAGGUGCAGGACCUUGGAGGGAAGUUUAAGAAACCGGCACUGAGGAAAGUGAGAGUUUCAGCAGAUGAGAUGUUAAAAGCUUUGUUUGGAUCCAAAAAUAAGGGUUCUAUGGACCUAAGGGCCAACCUCAAAUCUGUGAAGAAAGAAGACAUUAAACAAGAAAAGGAGCUGACAAUGGAGGUGGGUGACUGGCGGAAGAACGUGGAGGCCAUGUCGGACAUGAAAGGCAGGAAGAAAAUGUUUGAUGCUGCUGGCGGUGCUGUGUAGAAGAACUUCUUUGUUGCACCCAUGCAUGAUAUAUCCAUGAAAAGGAUCUGGCUUUGAAAUAAUUUUUGUCAGUGACAUUUCUGUCUUUUUGCAGAGGUGUAGAAACGUGUCUUUGA